Molecule: messenger RNA, 3079 nt
Organism: Ictidomys tridecemlineatus (thirteen-lined ground squirrel)
Lineage: Eukaryota; Metazoa; Chordata; Mammalia; Rodentia; Sciuridae
Gene: Ncf1
Product: neutrophil cytosolic factor 1
Biological process (GO): superoxide anion generation; respiratory burst
Cellular component (GO): cytoplasm; NADPH oxidase complex
Molecular function (GO): superoxide-generating NADPH oxidase activator activity; phosphatidylinositol binding; protein binding
Source: RefSeq, a predicted model, not a curated record
CUUAGGUGGUUUCCAGGCCACGCCUUGAGUGCUGCAGGGGGUGCCUUCGCCUCCUGACCCCCACGUGCUCCAGGAAGCUGCUCUUCCAUGUGGCGGGACCUGCCUGCCCAGGUGCCAGGAUCCCCGGCACACCCAGAGAAGGGACACAGGAAACUGCUCACAAGGACAGAUUCCCUGAUCAGAACUUGGGCUUCACUCAGAGCUGCGCCAGACAUGUCCCGGCUGUGACAGUCCCGCAUGCUCCUCGGGGGACAUGUACACAUGCACUCCAAGGAGAGGCUCGGUCACUCAGCAGUAGGGGGUCAGAGCCCUUGACUGAGGGGCCAGGGCCUGCCCUCCAGGACGCACGCUCUGGCCAGCAGAGAAGUGAAGUUGGUGACACAUCAGGAUAGGCACUGGGGACAACAGUAGAGCAGGAAGAUGGGGGGCGAAGUGCCCUGUUCUGUGUGACAUUAUCAAGGAAGGCCUCUCGGUGGAGGUGACAUUGGCCAACGUGCAGGAAAUGAGGAUAGGGUCACAGAUGUGGGAAGAUGAAACCAGGUUGUCACAGUGCCAGGGCCCUGAGGUGGGAGCAGUGGGUGUCCCCAGGAGACAGGCCCGGGGAUGGGCCACAUGGGCGCCAGGGCCACCUGUGGGCCUCCCUGGGAGGUCGGGGAGGUCGAGCCAUCCUGCUGCGAGUGCCUGGCCCAUGCCCUGUGGCUGCCCAUCUCUUUCCCCGUCCCCUUACCCCCCUGUCGGAGCUUCAAAAAAUUCCCUAGAAACUGAAAGAAGCAGCAAAGCCCUUCCUGCACCCUCCCCGUCCCCGCCCAGUGGGGACAGUCGCCACCAACUUCCUCUUUCCAGCACAUUUAAGGCCCAGCCUGGGCGGCUCCUGGGGAGGCCAAGCCUGCACCGCUGCCAGCCAUGGGGGACACCUUCAUCCGCCACGUUGCCCUCCUGGGCUUCGAGAAGCGCUUCGUCCCCAGCCAGCACUACGUGUACAUGUUCCUGGUGAAGUGGCAGGACCUGUCCGAGAAGGUGGUGUACCGGCGCUUCACCGAGAUCUACGAGUUCCACAAAUUGUUAAAAGAAAUGUUCCCCAUCGAGGCUGGAGAGAUCAACCCCGAGAGCAGGAUCAUCCCCCACCUCCCAGCUCCCAGGUGGUUUGACGGCCAGCGGGCGGCGGAGAGCCGCCAGGGCACGCUGACCGAGUACUGCAACGCGCUCAUGGGGCUGCCCGCCAAGAUCUCCCGCUGCCCACACCUCCUGGACUUCUUCAAGGUGCGCCCGGAUGACCUCAAGCUCCCCUCGGACAGCCAGGUGAAGAAGCCAGAGACAUACCUGAUGCCCAAAGAUGGCAAGAGUAACGCUGCAGAUAUCACGAGCCCCAUCAUCCUGCAGACGUACCGGGCCAUCGCCGACCACGGGAAGAACUCGGCCUCGGAGAUGGCCGUAGCCACAGGGGACAUCGUGGAGGUCGUGGAGAAGAGCGAGAGCGGCUGGUGGUUCUGCCAAAUGAAGGCCAAGCGUGGCUGGGUGCCAGCAUCCUUCCUGGAGCCCCUGGACAGUCCCGAUGAAGCAGAGGACCCAGAGCCCAACUAUGCAGGUGAGCCCUACAUCACCAUCAAAGCCUACACUGCCGUAGAGGAGGACGAGAUGUCUCUGUCCCAGGGGGAAACUAUCGAGGUCAUUCAUAAGCUCCUGGACGGCUGGUGGGUGGUCAGGAAGGAGGAUGUCACUGGCUACUUCCCGUCCAUGUACCUGCAGAAGUCGGGACAGGACCCGGCCCAGGCCCAGCGCCAGAUCAAGGGCCGAGGGGCGCCGCCCCGCAGGUCGACCAUCCGCAACGCACACAGUAUCCACCAGCGGUCGCGGAAGCGCCUCAGCCAGGACUCCUAUCGCCGCAACAGCGUCCGUUUCCUGCAGCAGCGUCGCCGCUUGGCGCAACCAGGGCCGCAGAGUGCAGGGAGCCCUCGGGGGGAGAAUCCGCAGAGUCAGCGUGCGAAGCCGCAGCCCGCGGUGCCCCCGCGACCCAGCGCCGACCUCAUCCUGCACCGCUGCAGCGAGAGCACCAAGAGGAAGCUGGCGUCCGCCGUCUGAGGCGGGGCAGCCGUCCCGUACCCUGUCUGUGUGUGUACAUAGCCUGGCUGUCUGCUGGAGCAGCCCCGGCCCCCUCCCCACGUGGCUAUCCGCCAUCCUGCCAUCCUGCAUGAAUGUUGCUUAGAGUGGACCGAGGCUCCGAAGAGAUAGGCUCCGCCCCAAGGGUGUUUCUAGGACGAGGAGAGGAGGCAGUGAGUUCUGCUGGGUGGAAGUUUCAAGAGCCAAGGGCCCAUUGCCUUGGCCCUGGCCAAGAACAGGUCUGCAGAAGGCCAAAUGCAAGAGGAACCCCGAGUCCCUCGCUGAUCUUUUGCCUGUACAGAAACCUCCCGCUCUGACUCUAGUUACACACAGAACAGUCCUGAAGGUGGGUGGAUGCAGCCCCGCUUCGAGACAGGAUAAGGGUUGCAGUCCAGGGUGAAGUGUGCCUAUACAGACCCGGGAAAAAAAAAAAAAAAAAAAAGGUGAUUUAGGAAUGGAGGCUCCUCGGAUGAUUCCCUGAGACCGGUCCCAGUUAAGAGGGUGUAACAGAAGGCUAAAUUCAUUAAUGAACACGGCCUCACCACUUCCCCAAGCACUGCUGCUGGCCCACGGCCUCCAGGUCUCUCCUGGUGGGUCCUUCCCCAAAUGCAAAGCCACCGUGGAGCCAAGUGGAGUUGCAAAUCUUGCAGAAGAUUCUCUUGUCCAGAGGCCAUAGGGUGGGUGGAGAGCUGCUCCUCCUACAUGGGCAGUGGCUACUUGAGGAGGGGCAAAGCUGGUCCCCUUGGAGAUGAGCCUGCACGAAGGACAAAUCUUUCUAGAAUCAUUUGACCAUCAAAGGAUUGACAGAGGCCUUGGGAAAGCCACCGGAGCCCCUACCUGGUUAGGAAUUUUGCAGACCUUAUUAGCUGGAAAAGUCUGGCUUCAAUCACUAUCACACGCGCUGUGGGAGAUCCAACAGCAGCCCCAACCCCUGCUUGUUCAGUGGCUCUUAUCUUUUUAUUAAAUAUAUCUUACUUAUUUU